UUUGCGGCCUCCGGUCACACUGUCGCUGGGAUCAAUAAGUUUACUUUUCUUCUUUUGCCUUGUUUUUAUUUUCCUCCGCGAUCGCUGGGUUUUCGCUAGUGGCAUUACAUCAUUGCAGGGUGGGGAUCAGCCCAGCCCGGCCAGACGCGACACGAUGACGGAGCAGCACAUGGAGCUUGAGAGCGUUCGUCUGGCGACGUUCAGGGAAUGGCCCCUCAACGCCCCCGUCUCCGCCGAGGAGUUGGUGACCAACGGAUUUUUCGCCACGGGAAACUGGCUGGAGGCCGAGUGCCACUUCUGCCACGUGCGCAUCGACCACUGGGAGUACGGCGACCAGGUGGCAGAACGCCACCGACGCUCCGCGCCAAUCUGCUCCAUGGUUCUGGCCCCGAAUCACUGCGGAAAUGUUCCUCGGAGCCAAGAGAACGACCAGGAGGGUAACACCGUAGUGGACAGCCCACCCUCCUGCGCCACACCCGAUCUCCUGCUGGAGGCCAACCGCUUGGAGACCUUCAAGGACUGGCCUAAUCCCAACAUCACGCCCCAGGCGCUGGCCAAAGCGGGCUUUUACUACUAUAAUCGCCUGGAUCACGUAAAGUGCGUUUGGUGCAACGGAGUGAUUGCCAAGUGGGAGAAGAACGACAACGCCUUCAACGAGCACAGGCGCUUCUUUCCCCAGUGUCCCCGGGUGCAAAUGGGUCCCCUUAUUGAGUUUUCAGCUGGCAAGAACCUAGAUGAGCUCGGCAUCCAGCCCACCAGCCUACCGCAGCGUCCAAAAUACUCCUGUGUGGAGGCCAGAAUGAGGACCUUCUCCGAUUGGCCCAUACCGAAUAUACAGACGGCAAAUGACCUGGCACAGGCUGGCCUAUACUACCAGAAAAUAGGCGACCAGGUGCGCUGCUUCCACUGCAACAUCGGACUGCGCUCCUGGCAGAAGGAGGACGAGCCCUGGCACGAGCACGCCAAGUGGUCACCAAAGUGCCAGUUCGUGCUACUGGCCAAGGGGCCAACCUAUGUGAACGAAGUGCUCGAGGCAACGGCAGCCAACGCCAGAUCCCCCCCAGCCACUGCACCGGCUCCUUCGCUUCAGGCAGACUCUCUGAUGGACGAGGCUCCGGCCAAGGAGGCCCUGGCCUUGGGCAUCGAUGGUGGAGUGGUGCGCAAUGCCAUCCAGCGCAAACUCUCGAAUUCCGGAUGCGCCUUCGCCACGUUAGAUGAACUUCUGCAUGCCAUCUUCGACGAGGCGGGCUCUGAGGCUGCUCUAGAGGUGCGUGAGCCCCCUCAGCCGAGCGCUCCCUUUAUGGAAACCUGUCAGGCCACCACCAGCAAGGCAGCAGCGGUACUGGUGGCUGAUGCCAUCCCGGCCAAACCACAGGCAGAGUCGAAACCCGAAAUCUCUAGGAUUACAGAGCAGCUAAAGCAGGUGUCGGUGUCGACUCCGAAUGGCAACCUGUCGCUGGAGGAGGAGAACCGCCAGCUGAAGGAUGCACGCCUCUGCAAGGUGUGCCUGGACGAGGAGGUGGGCGUGGUAUUCCUCCCCUGCGGCCACUUGGCCACCUGCAACCAGUGCGCCCCCAGCGUGGCCAACUGUCCCAUGUGCCGCGCCGACAUCAAGGGAUUCGUACGCACCUUCCUCUCGUGAGGCGGACAUCCACACCAUACCGAGUUUAUCAGCUAGUUGUUAAGCAAAACGAUUGAAUGCACCCACACAAACUACUACAGCGAAGUUCAAAUUAUCCGGUGAUUAGUUAAUGGAAUACCUUUAAUCGUCUACUAAGUACUUGGCUAACUGCAGCUGUCCGUUUUUACCUUAGCUACGGCUGUAAGUUUUCGUUACUAACUAUCGCCUUGUGUCCGAGCGAGUCCUUUUAGCUCUCUAUUUCGCACGGAAAGGGUAUCAGAGCUUCGGCACGACCGCAGAUCACUUAUUUCUUGUUAUCGUACUCUUAUUAACACAUGUAUGUAUUUUUGUUGAUCAUGUUUAUACGCCGCUGAUAGUAUGGUAUACACACAACUAUAUGAAAAGUACUGCGAAAUACAUAUAUAUGUAAAUGUU
Messenger RNA from Drosophila rhopaloa, 2056 nucleotides. It is a transcript of the gene Diap2, whose product is annotated as death-associated inhibitor of apoptosis 2. Lineage: Eukaryota; Metazoa; Arthropoda; Insecta; Diptera; Drosophilidae. Gene Ontology annotation, biological process: regulation of cell cycle. Gene Ontology annotation, cellular component: cytoplasm; nucleus; spindle microtubule. Bases 155 to 1642 code for a protein of 495 amino acids. The transcript has 3 exons. The record is from RefSeq and is a predicted model, not a curated record.